AUGGAUGGCUUUGAGAUUGAGAGGCUUGGUUUUGAAAGGAGAGAAGAAGAAGUGGAGAAGAUCCCGAUGGACUUUGCUCCCUACAACAACAACAAUGAGGUAGCAAUGAUGAGAAGAAUGAAUUACCUUCUAGGAAUGAACUUGGGGAAGACUGUGAAAAAGCUGAUUAUUCAAGACCUAAUAAUUCCCACUACCACACCACCUUUUGGGCUAGGCUAUAAGCCCAUGGAUGAUGACUUGUUAGAGAUAAAAGAGGCUUGCCAGCAUGCAUUGAAGAGCCUGUAUGAACUAAGAGCCAAUGAUGAAGAUGAGGAAGGGGGAGCAGCCCCUGGUAAUGAUGAUGAAGGAAGUGAUACCGAGAGUAAUUGUAGUAGUGAUAGUAGCAACAAUGAUAGUGGACAUGAUGAUGAUGACAGCAACAACAAUAGUGAAAGCAACAAUAGUGAAGACUAUGAUGGCCAAUACAUUGGCAAUGACUGGGGCGAACCCCCUAGUGAUAGAGAAGAUGAAGAUGUAGUUCUUUUCUAUGAAGAAUAUAAUGAUGAUGUAGAAGAUAUUGAAGAUGAUGCCAAAGCUAACAGGUGGAGUGACAUUGAUAGUGACCAAUAUAGGCUGAUAAAUGUAUUAGAAGAUGCAAGAGAGGAGGUUGGACAACCCAGUGGUAUGGACUAUGAUGAUUACCCCAAUAGGCACCCUUCAGAUUGGAGCUCUAUCACUGAAGUUAGCUCAAGGUUUGGUCCUCCAUAUGACAAGCAUGGAAGAGAGAUUCUGAAAUUGGGGUUGUAUUAG
This is a messenger RNA of Quercus lobata, 789 nucleotides long. Its product is annotated as chloride channel protein E-like. Bases 1 to 789 code for a protein of 262 amino acids. NCBI's taxonomy places the organism in Eukaryota, Viridiplantae, Streptophyta, Magnoliopsida, Fagales, Fagaceae. The transcript is spliced from 2 exons. The record is from RefSeq and is a predicted model, not a curated record.